UUGUUUUCCUUUUCCUUUAUGUCUCAAUGUUGGUACAUAUUUUGCUUGAUAGCAAAUUCUGUAUAUAUUUUCCAGCAAUGCAUUCGACAACUACUACUACUACUACAAACUGCAACGUGUGCAUUUAAUUUUUUUUAUUGUCAGCAACACAUUUUUAUUUUGUGCUCCUGAGUGGUAUAAAUACUUGCGCUAUUUCUGAUGGUAAAAACAAUGUACUGACUUGUGGAUUAUGGAGUGGAGUUUAGUAUACUGCUAGAUUUACUAGUCUUUUAAAUUAAUAUGAGUUAACAUUGUAAAAUUUUGACAGGGAACAUUGUAAAAUUUUAUUAUAUUUUUUAUAGUUUACUGCUAGAUUUUAGUAUACUGUACUAAAAGUAUAAGAUAUAUUUUGUCAAGGGGAAUGGAUGGUGGUACAUUGAAUGAUGAGGGUGGGAACAAAAUGCCGGUUACAACAAAAGCUGAUUUCAAGAAAUUGUUUGAAGCGUCAACAAAUGAAUCAGGUCUUGCUAGGGACAAAGGACAGGGAAAGUUCUCAACAAAUGGACCUUACAGUUCAGCAAUGGAGAUCCUGCUAGGUGCUGGAGGACCUUACAAUGCAACAAAUUAUGGAUCCUUCACAGAUCUGUUGAACAGGGCUUCAGCUGGUACAAUUCAGUUUGAUUACCACGAUAAUUGCUUCUGUGGGGAUGACGUAGUGAAAUAGAGUGAUGCUGACGAGGCACAACAAUGUGGGGAUGAUGGAUACUUGGGUGGUGAAGAUGAUGAUGUGGAAGAUACUAAUGUUGAAGCUGGGACACUAAUGGAAGAUACUGAUGAACUAAACGAUAACAGCCGACUUGAAAGUGAAGAUGAUGAUGUGGAAAAUACUAAUGUUGUUGCAGGGUCUGCCGAUGAAACUGACUCAGAUUCUGAUGGAUGUUUAAAAGAAACAGAUAAUCUAGAUCAUGCUGAUUCAGACUUUGAUGAUUGUGAGGUGCUGUCUUCAGACUCGAGUGAUUCCGAUUCGGACAGUGAAGAGGUCGCUAUUGAAGUGGAUGUGACUCAGGAGUAUUACAUUGACAAGUCACAAGAGGGGUGUGCAUACAAAAAAAGGUGAUUUUUUUUCUCCAAUACUAAUAAUGUCAAGUCACAAGAGGCUGACUUGCUCACUGAUUUGGAAGAGGUGCAGAGCAACUUGAAGCGCCGCCGUGUCUAUGCCUACGGCAGAUCCAUGCGUCCGAGGAACCAGUGAUUAGAGCAUGUCAUUGCACAUGUAUGCCGUUGAUUUUGUCCAGGCGAGCAACAAUGCCUGAAUUUCUGUAGGCAAACAGAUAAGCUGUUAGGCCGUGAGAACCUUCUAUCAUUGCCUGAUGAGGGGGACAGG
Messenger RNA from Sorghum bicolor (sorghum), 1363 nucleotides. RefSeq lists its product as uncharacterized. The record is from RefSeq and is a predicted model, not a curated record. The transcript is spliced from 3 exons. Lineage: Eukaryota; Viridiplantae; Streptophyta; Magnoliopsida; Poales; Poaceae. Bases 401 to 703 code for a protein of 100 amino acids.